UUAUUUAUUUUUUUUUUUCAUUUUUUGCUUGAAUAAUCAUUUUAAGUUAUGAUGUUUCUGUUGAAAGUUUUUGUUUGCUUUUGAAAAGUUCUUCCAACUUUUUUACCACUCGUCUUUUUCUCUUUUUAUUUUUGAGUAUUGGUAACAGGGCUUUGGAUUCCCAGCAUGUAUAGCCCAGAGAAUUUUUAAUUUUAUAUUUUGAAGCAAGUUAUCAUGUAAUAAUGACUUUGAUAUGCUCUUUACAGAAUGUUUAGUUUAGUCUGAAUAUUUCUGAUUUUGUUGAUUUAACUCGAGCGUUCUGUGUUGAGAUUUAGUUAAUUUUCAUUGAGAUGUCACUGCCUUUUAUGGUAAAUUGUUAACAUUAAUUCGCUGAUUCUUUAUGGUUCUUAAAUGAGUGAUUCUGGAGGGGCCGGACCUCGGCACCUGGUCAAUCACCUAGGAGCUGACAAUGUUAUUCUUUGUAUGUAACUGUUAGAAUAGUUGGGGGCUUUUCUUUUUAGCUUUUGGCUUUUGCCAGUUUGAACUCAACCUUUUCUUUUUAUUAUCAUUAAAAUAGAUUUGCCUGUUCUGCUUCAGAAUAAUUGGUAUAAUUACAAUAUCUGAGGAGAAUAUAUUGGAGUUGCUAAUGGAGUAAUGGGUUACAGUCGCAGCUUAUGAUCCCUUUCUUGGAACGACUUUUGUUCUUCACCCUGUUUUAGCAUCAAACUGGCUACAAAGUUGUUGUGUUCGAUUGCCAAUAUUAUGGUGGACUGCAAAGUUUUAUAUUUGUUUGCUUAGGGGUAGCCCCUAUCUUCUGACUGAUGCGUGUUCAUGCUAUCUUUCAUGAAGUUUUGAUUCUUUUGAAGGUCCUUUUGCCUCCAUGAUUUUUAAAGUGACUCAUCAUUUUACCAUUCAAUGACCAGCCCAAAUUGUGCUCCAGAAUCUCUCGAAUGCAAUUACAGCAGUUCUGAGUUGCAACGCCGGGUCAUGAGUAACAAUCCAAUUGGUCUCUCAUGUCAAGAGAAAAUAAACCAGGAAGAUGUCAUUCAAUCUUCAUAUUCUGCUUGUGAAGGGAAUAGUUGCACGACUACUAAAAUUAACUGCUCGUCCGUAGAUGUUUUUGAUAAUAAUGCUGAUGGUAUUGGUGCAUUUGAGGCACCAUCCAGUAUGAAACCCUCAUUCUCAUAUGUUGACAAAAGUGUCACAGAAUGUCAAGUGUCAAAAACAAUAGUCUGUGACCAAGAAAUUAAUGUCAAUGAUGUGAAGGAUAUCUGCAUUGAUGAAGGGGUAUCUUCUCUGGACAAUUUCUUCUUUAAGUGUACGGAAGAGAAGUCAAUUAGUAAAAUCAUGCCUCUGGAGGAAGACCAAAAUGAAGGAUCUAUAAAAGAAAAAGAGAAUUCUUCCGAGGUGUCCAAGUUCAUAGCAGAUGAUCAUAAAGUUUAUUUAGAGGAUCAUUUUGCCAUGGAGUGGACUACUCAUGAUGAUGCAAAGGACUUGACACAGAUAGAGGAAGAAAAAUUCAAUCUGAGUGAGCCAAAAGUUUUGAUGCAAAAGCUAGUUAAAAGAAGUUAUUCGUCCGAGUCUUUAGACAACAUAGAUGUUCAGAUAUCCGGUGAAAAAGUAAACUCGGAAGACCCUUCUUUGGCUUCCAAAUCUGUUGAAUCUUGCAAUGGUACUCCUGCUCUGGGUGCUGCGGCAAAACCACCAAAUGAUAAUAACAUCCCAACGCAUCCUUCAGGUUGUACUAAUGAAUCUGAGAAUGGAAGUAUUACACUUAAUUUCAAUUCAAUCUCUCCCGUGGCCAAUGGUGGAGAAGAACAUCAUGGAAAUCCCAACUUAAACUAUCCAGCACCCAUGACCAGCAGUGCAGGAACACAGGAGUGUCAUGAAAGAAGUGAUUCUGUAAUUGGAACUCAAGUUUCAACCAAUCUGGAACAUAGAACUUCAGAUAGUAGACUAGUUUCAAAUCAGAGCCUGCACGACAUUGGCGAGUCUAGUUUCUCUGCUGUAGAUCCACUAGCUAGUCUUGUUACUUACUCAGGACCAAUAGCUUAUUCUGGAAGCAUCUCGCUUCGAUCAGAAAGUAGCACAACAAGCACACGUUCUUUUGCCUUUCCUAUAUUACAGUCUGAAUGGAAUAGUAGCCCGGUUAAAAUGGUAAAAGCUGAACGUAGGCAUUACCGGAAGUAUCGAGGUUGGAGGGAGGGCCUUCUAUGUUGCAAAUUCUGACUGGUUGAGUUAGAUUCUGUUUGUGCAUCAUCCAAAUUUAUUUUCACAUACAUGUAAGUAGAUGUAUUAUUUACUGGAGGUUAUGCAUUUCAUUCAAUAGUCAUUCUUUACAGUUUGGCCUAUUAUGUGAAAUUUAAGGUAUCCUCAUCUCUCUCUCUGUGGAAAAUUUCUCCAGUAGAGCAUAUUUCUCCACUAUGCUUGUAAACCAUGGCUCUUUGAUUUAUAUAAGGAUGGCAUGACAUGGUUGCUCUGUUUAGACUGAUAUUAUAGCCAUGAAAUUGGAUAGAA
Benincasa hispida (wax gourd) is the source of this 2496-nucleotide messenger RNA. The record is from RefSeq and is a predicted model, not a curated record. NCBI's taxonomy places the organism in Eukaryota, Viridiplantae, Streptophyta, Magnoliopsida, Cucurbitales, Cucurbitaceae.